Messenger RNA from Aspergillus eucalypticola CBS 122712, 909 nucleotides. Its product is annotated as putative 2,3-diketo-5-methylthio-1-phosphopentane phosphatase. The record is from RefSeq and is a predicted model, not a curated record. The transcript has 4 exons. Gene Ontology annotation, molecular function: phosphatase activity. Bases 1 to 909 code for a protein of 302 amino acids. Lineage: Eukaryota; Fungi; Ascomycota; Eurotiomycetes; Eurotiales; Aspergillaceae.
AUGUCGUCCAACGGUACCACAACGAGGAAGAUUGUCUGCUUCUCAGACUUCGAUGGAACGAUAUUCAUGCAAGAUACAGGCCAUGUCCUCUUCGAUAACCUAGGAUGUGGCGCCAAGCGCCGCCAAAUGCUUGACGAGCAAAUCAAAUCCGGCGAGCGCUCGUUCCGCGAAGUCUCCGAGGAAAUGUGGGGUUCGCUACGGAUCCCCUUCGAGGACGGCUUCGAUGUGAUGCAGGAGGAGCUGGAUAUCGAUCCUGGGUUCCAGGAAUUUCACAAGUUUUGUAUCGAAAAGGGAAUUGAGUUCAACGUUAUCAGUGCUGGGUUGAAGCCUAUUUUGCAGAAAGUGCUGGACACUUUCCUGGGAGAGCAAGAGGCUUCGCGCAUUCAGAUUGUCGCCAAUGAUGCAGAAAUCAAGUCCGACGGGUCGGAGUGGAAGCCGAUCUGGAGGCAUGAAACAGAGCUUGGUCACGACAAGGCGCUGUCCAUUAAAGAGGGUCGUGCGCAGGCAGCAGAAGAUGCUUUGGAAGGAGAGAUCCCUCUUAUUAUCUUCAUUGGUGACGGCGUGUCCGACCUCCCGGCUGCUCGCGAAGCAGAUGUUCUCUUUGCACGCAAGGGCCUGCGGUUGGAAGAAUACUGCAUUGAGAACAAGAUCCCCUACAUUGGUUUCGACUCAUUUUCCGACGUCAAGCGGGAAGUAGAAGCGAUCAUGAAGGAGGACCAGGAGAAGACCAAGGGUGUGGGCAAGCCUGCCCGAUUCAACCCCCGGGCUAACAUGUGGCGGCGGAUUUCUAGCAGGCAGGCUGUUCCGAAAUUUGUCGCUGCCACACCAUCCAACGAAGAGAAGAUGUUCCUCUGGCCAGAGAGCUUCUCCGAAUACCGACCCAAGAAUGCGGAUGAUAUCCGAGUGUGA